AUGUUGGCUGAAACACGCGGGAACAAGAGAUUACUAGGCGUCGUCGGCGCCGCCUCCCUCUGCCUCCUCCUCAUAACAUACCUCAGCAUCCCCACCCCACACAAAGACGCCGUGCUAUCCGCCGUCUCCAGCAAAGCCUCCCUGAUGAGCCGGCCAAAGUCACAAACAGAACCCUCCAAAAAGCACGGAUCCGUGCUUGAAGCCGCCUCGAACCGGACGCUGGGCCUCGACUCGAUCGUGUUCCUGAACCUGCCGCACCGCCACGACCGGUACGACGCCAUGGCAAUCCAGUCGCACCUCUCGGGGAUCGACGUCACGCGCUUCCCGGCCGUCGACGUCGCCGACGUCCAAAACGACAAAGGCAUGCCCCCGACGUCGAAACCAGGCGAGCUGAAGGACGGCGAAAAGGGCUGCUGGCGCGCGCACGCAAACGUCUGGCAGCACAUGCUGGAAAGGAAGAUCCCGGCCGUGCUGGUGCUCGAGUCGGACGCCGGGUGGGACGUCAACCUGCGGCCGAUCAUGGGGCGGCUCAACGGCGGGUUUCGCAAACUCCUCCAGCAGGACAACCCGGACGUCGUGUUUGAAGACGACCCCGACGACCCCUGGCUCGCGCGCUCCGGCGUCUGGGACAUUUUAUCCCUGGGCCACUGCUACGACACGUCGAGGGGCAACUUUGUCGUGUACGACGACCCGCACGCGCCCAGCUCCGACUUCAAGUGGGGACCCGUCGAGGAGCCGCUGAACCAAAAACGCGUCGUCUUCCGCGCCAAGUCCAUCGUUUGCACGACGGGGUACCUAGUCUCCCUGUCGGGCGCGGCGCGGCUCCUCGUGCGCUCCAGCUUCGACCUCGACAACCCCGUCGACGUCAUGAUGGCCAUCAUGACAGAGGUCGGGGAGCUGAGGACGUACGCGCAGCACCAGCGCAUCAUCGCGCAGUGGGAGUACAUUGCCGGCAUCGGCAAGUCCGGCAGCAACAGCGACAUCAGGGCCGACGCGGGCCACGUGGAGGGCACCAAGGAGGGCUGGGAGAAGGCAAAGGCGCGGAAGAGCACGGUCGAGCUCAGGCAGGAGUGGUUCGCGGAUGUACAUUUUAGGGACUUUGCGCUGGGCAAGGCCUGGCGGAACGUCUUUGGGCAUGAAUGA
This is a messenger RNA of Pyricularia grisea, 1143 nucleotides long. RefSeq lists its product as uncharacterized. Bases 1 to 1143 code for a protein of 380 amino acids. Lineage: Eukaryota; Fungi; Ascomycota; Sordariomycetes; Magnaporthales; Pyriculariaceae. The transcript has a single exon. The record is from RefSeq and is a predicted model, not a curated record.